This is a messenger RNA of Parasteatoda tepidariorum (common house spider), 473 nucleotides long. Lineage: Eukaryota; Metazoa; Arthropoda; Arachnida; Araneae; Theridiidae. The record is from RefSeq and is a predicted model, not a curated record.
UCCACAAGAUGUAUAGUUCUUCCGCACAUUUUACGACAGCAAAACUUGAGGGGUAUUUUAGGGUGCUUUCCAUUUUAUUUCCAGACGAGGAUGUCAUUUAGGGGUGGACUGAGCGGCAGAUGUCUCCUUUGGGUUUGGUUUGAUGGCACUUAAACUUGUUUUUCUUGAGCAAGUUGGGAUAUAUGAUGCUUUUGUAGGUGAAGAUGCUUGCACUUUGCCAACAGACAGUGGACCAUGCAAGGCCUAUUUUAUUAGAUACGGUUUCAAUUGUUGUUCUCAAAAAUGUGAGAAAUUUAUCUAUGGAGGGUGCCUAGGAAAUAAAAAUAACUUUUCAACGAAAGAUGAGUGUGAAAAAGCUUGUGAAAAGAAAAAGAAGUAAGAAAAGAAUGAGUUUCACAGAAGGACAAAGCAUCUAGAUAUUGAAAAAAACAUCCAAUUUUAUUGUAUUCAUUAAAGUAUUUUAUUUUAAUAGA